AUGGCGGAGCAAAACGAUGUCGUCUCGAAAAAGCAGCCAAAGCGUAACAUGUAUGCUCUGCUGAUCUCUAUCAUGGCUUCAAUGACGUCAAUCCUCCUAGGAUAUGAUACUGGUGUUAUGAGCGGUGCCACGCUGUACAUAAAGCGCGAUCUAAAGGUCUCGGACGAGCAAAUCGAGAUACUCGUGGGGACAAUCAACAUCUACUCGUUGCUCGGGUCAGCCAUGGCCGGAAAAACCUCCGAUUGGAUGGGCCGCCGGUUCACAAUCGUGGUGGCGUCGGUAGUUUUUUUUGCCGGAGCCGCCAUUAUGGGGUUUUCGAAUAGCUAUGGUGUGCUGAUGGCGGGCCGGUUCGUGGCCGGGCUUGGGGUCGGGUACGCGCUCAUGAUUGCACCGGUUUAUGCGGCUGAGGUGGCGCCGGCGUCGUCCCGUGGCUUCUUGACUUCCUUCCCGGAGGUCUUCAUCAAUUUCGGUGUUCUUUUGGGGUACUUGUCGAACGUCGCGUUCGCCAAGCUUCCCUUGAAAUUAGGCUGGCGCAUUAUGCUGGGCAUUGGCGCAAUCCCUCCAAUCUUCAUUGGCCUCGCCGUUAUCAUCAUGCCUGAGUCCCCCCGUUGGCUCGUCAUGCAGGGUCGAUUGGGCGACGCCAAACGGGUCCUCGAGCGCACGUCUGAUUCCCUCGAGGAAGCUCAUUUGCGUCUAGAAGACAUCAAGGAGGCAGCCGGCUUGCCCAAGGACAUCGAAGGCGAAACCGUCCAAGUCCCCAAACGCACGGGCCAGAAGGGCAAAAACGUGUGGAAGCAAUUGUUCGUCCACCCGACCCGACCCGUGCUCCACAUCACCAUUGCGGCCCUCGGCCUUCAGUUUUUCCAGCAGGCGAGCGGAAUCGACGCAGUCGUGAUGUACAGCCCGAGGAUCUACGAGAAGGCGGGAAUCACGAGCGACGACAAGAAGCUCCUGGCGACGAUAGCAGUCGGUGUUUGCAAGACGGUCUUCAUCCUAAUCACCACCUUCAUGGUCGACAAAAUCGGGCGCCGAGUGCUCCUCCUCACGAGCUGCGGGGGACUGUUUAUGUCGAUGGCGACCCUUGCGACUGGCCUAACUUGUAUCGAGCGCUUCGGAGCGGAGAAGCUCGGGUGGGUUGUGGUCGUGUGCGUGCUGAUGACGUACUCGUCGGUGGCCUUUUUCUCGAUGGGGAUGGGCCCGAUCGCGUGGGUCUACAGCUCGGAGGUUUUCCCGCUGCAGCUCAGGGCACAGGGGUGCGGGUUGGGUGUGGCGAUCAACCGGGCGACGAGCGGGGUGAUACUAAUGACGUUUUUGUCCCUCUACAAGGCGAUCACGAUUGGUGGGGCGUUCUUUUUGUUUAGCGGGAUAGCGGCGGUUACGUGGUUGUUUUUCUUCACGCUAUUGCCGGAGACGAGGGGGAGGAGCUUGGAGGACAUGGAGGCAUUGUUCGGCACGUUUUUCCGGUGGAGGACUACGAUGAAGGAGCUUAAGGAGAAGGAAGAAGGGGAGAAGAUUUCCCCUGCAUAA
Messenger RNA from Striga hermonthica, 1527 nucleotides. Lineage: Eukaryota; Viridiplantae; Streptophyta; Magnoliopsida; Lamiales; Orobanchaceae. The record is from the annotation of a GenBank genome assembly.